UCUCAAGCUGCAGCCGCCAGGGGACGCCAGGUCUAGAUUGAGACGUAGGUGCGGACGCAAGCUCCGUACGCAUGCGCUUUGUGUCCUCCCAGCCAACAUGGCUCCGGUGGAGCACGUUGUGGCGGACGCCGGGGCUUUCCUGCGGGACGCGGCUCUGCAGGACAUCGGGAAAAACAUUUACACCAUCCGGGAGGUGGUCAGCGAGAUUCGGGACAAGGCGACGCGCCGGCGCCUGGCCGUGCUGCCCUACGAACUACGCUUCAGGGAGCCGCUGCCAGAGUACGUGCGGCUGGUGACCGAAUUUUCAAAGAAAACUGGAGACUAUCCCAGCCUCUCCGCCACAGAUAUCCAAGUGCUGGCCCUCACAUACCAGUUGGAAGCUGAGUUUGUUGGGGUGUCUCACCUAAAACGAGAACCAGAAAAGGUUAGGGUGAGCUCCUCGAUUCAGCACCCAGAAACCCCGCUGCACAUCUCAGGCUUCCACCUCCCCUCCAAGGUGAGCCUUCAGCGCCCCCUGCUGCUCAAACUGCUGCAUUCACCUGGACUGUAUAAACCCCCGCAAGAAACAGUAGCCUGUGGCCCUCCAGCCGGUGAGCCAGAGCACCCGGAAUUCAGCUCCUUCCUGUUCUGGAGGAACCCCCUGCCAAAUAUCGACCUCGAGCUACAGCAGCUGCUGAUUGACAGGGGGGAGGAGGAGGAAGAAGACAAUGGUUCUGAAGAAAGUCACGGCGAAGACAGUGACGACGAUGACGGGGGUGGCUGGAUAACCCCAAGCAACAUCAAGCAGAUCCAGCAGGAGCUGGAGAAGCGUGACAUCCCAGAGGGUGUGCGCGUUGGCUGUGUGACCACGGACUUUGCCAUGCAGAACGUGCUGCUGCAGAUGGGGCUGCGCGUGCUGGCUGUGGACGGCUUGCUGAUCCGAGAGGCCCGGAGCUACAUCCUGCGCUGCCACGGCUGCUUCAGGACCACGUCCGACAUGAGCCGGGUGUUCUGUGCACACUGUGGGAACAGGACGCUGAAGAAAGUGUCCGUGACCGUGAGUGAGGACGGCACCCUGCACAUGCACUUCUCCCACAACCCCAAGGUGCUGAACCCGCGAGGCCUCCGGUACUCGCUCCCCAUGCCCAAAGGGGGCAAAUACACUGUCAACCCCCACCUGACGGAGGACCAGCGCUUCCCACAGCUGCGGUUGUCCCGCAAGGCCCGGCAGAAGACCAACGUGUUCGCCCCUGACUACGUUGCCGGGGUGUCACCCUUUGCAGAGAACGACAUCUCCAGCCGCUCAGCCACCCUGCAGGUCCGAGACAGCACCCUGGGAGCCGGGCGGAGACGCUUAAACCCCAACGCUUCCAGAAAGAAGUUUGUGAAGAAAAGGUGAACCAGCCUUGAGUUCUGGUGCGCAGCCUCGGUGCCGGGGACAAGCCCUGGGGUCGUGUUCUAGCUGCGUCUCGCAGAACAUCUGCAUGGGUGCCAGGCCUGGCUGGCCAGCAUCUUCACAGUUCACUGCAUCAGGUCGGCUGGAUCGCACUGGGCUCGAGCCACUGGGGAAGAUCGGUGAGCACAGGACAGUGCCAGGCGGAAGUUUCCCAAUGAUACUAUUUUUCUAAGAAAUGUAGCUGCUGGCUCCUGUGCCUGCAGUCAACCAGAUUCUCGUAUCUUGGGAAACUUGAGCUAAAGCAUAAGCCAUGUGCCUAAGGGUCAAUGUCCAGAUUUAUAAGAAUUUCAUAAUAAAACUGAGAACUGCC
Messenger RNA from Cavia porcellus (domestic guinea pig), 1745 nucleotides. It is a transcript of the gene Nob1, whose product is annotated as NIN1 (RPN12) binding protein 1 homolog. The coding region runs from base 98 to 1378 and encodes 426 amino acids. Lineage: Eukaryota; Metazoa; Chordata; Mammalia; Rodentia; Caviidae. The transcript has 9 exons. Gene Ontology annotation, cellular component: preribosome, small subunit precursor. The record is from RefSeq and is a predicted model, not a curated record. Gene Ontology annotation, molecular function: RNA endonuclease activity. Gene Ontology annotation, biological process: maturation of SSU-rRNA; ribosomal small subunit biogenesis.